Molecule: messenger RNA, 2678 nt
Organism: Pyrus x bretschneideri (Chinese white pear)
Lineage: Eukaryota; Viridiplantae; Streptophyta; Magnoliopsida; Rosales; Rosaceae
Exons: 7
Coding region: 667-2427 (586 amino acids)
Biological process (GO): chromatin remodeling
Cellular component (GO): Ino80 complex
Source: RefSeq, a predicted model, not a curated record
AAAUAAGAAGAGGGAGGGAAAGAGGAUUGAGUUGGAAGCGAGCGAGUUGACCGAGUCGGCGAGUCGGAGAAGAAACAAGAAAAUAAAAAGGGCACAGGCAGCGGGGAAUUUCGGGGAAAAAAAAAACUUGGGCUUUUGGGUCGUGGAAUUAGCAAAAUGGUGAACACGAAGGUUAUUAGGCAGCCAAGCCAGUCCCCUUCUCUCCUCUCUUCUCCUUUACCUCUCUCUCCACCACCCUCCUUUCUCUCUCUUCUUUCUCUCUCCUCAUCGCAUUACCCUAAAUUCUCCAACUCUCUCUCUUUCUCUUUCUUCCCUUUCUCUAACCCUAGCUCCUCCACCGCCUGUCUCUCUACCCGAACCAGACACCCACCGCAUUCUUUUUAUUUUUACUCUCCCCACCCCAAAUCUCAAUUCCCAAUUCGUCAUUCUCUCUCUGCGUCUCUCUCUAUUUCUCUAUUCUCUCCGCUCUAUACUUGGUUUGUUAUUCUCUCGGGAGGUUUUCGAUUGCUUUUGCUGCUGCGGCGGCUUCGGGUGGUGCACCAAUUGGGUUCGAUUCGCCAAGGGCUUUUGGCUUCGCUGGAGUACCUUGUUGGCGUUGUAUUUUUCUUAUUUCAUGUUUCGAUAAGUAGUGGCAUUGGAAGAACUGAGUUGUAGCAACAUUAUCUCAUGGAAGACUUGGGCAAUAAUCAUAGACUGGACAGUAUAAGCAGUGCUGUAAGAAAGAAGAGAAGUCAAACGUUUCGUCGACCUCGACCUGAUUCAUUUACUGAACUCCAUGAUCAGUCACCGUUGUCAUCAACUACACCUUCGGAUGAUCAGAGCAAGGUCUCUAGUGAUGAGAAUGCAGGUUGUGAUGCCAAUUCAAAGAGAAAAGAAUUAAGUCUUAAUGAAUGCAUGGCCAGGGGGUCUUCUGCAGCAGGUAAUGGCAAAAAAUCUCACAAAAAGGAUAGUAAGGGUGGAGGAUGUAAUUUGUUUUACAAGAAUGAGACAGGACAAAAUGGGAGCAAUAACAAGCGUUCUGACGAAGGUUGCCUUGCCCCUGCUAAUGGGAAGAGCUCAAGCGUAAUGAAGGAUGAUUUGAUAUUGGAGUCAAUAAGUGAUGAUGCAUUUAAUGGGAGAAAUGGUGAAAGUCCAAGUACUGGGUUGUCAGGGUUAGAUGGAUGUGGAAAUGAGAACAAGGUUAAAAAGGUUAAGCUCAAGGUUGGUGGUGUCACACGUACAAUUCAGGCCAACUCUACAUUGAAUGGUACAACGGAGGGUGGGUCUUCUACGAAGACUGCUCGAUUGUCAGAUGUGUCUAGACCAUGGCAGAAGCAAAAUCUUCUGGGAAAUUCGGACGAUAAUCAUUCUCCUUUGGAUAAGAAGCGAGGCUUAAAAGGAAUUCCAUGGAAGGAUUUCUCAAGAAGUGGUGUUAGUCUUGGGAGAGAUAAUUAUUCGAUGGGCAGGACAGCGGGAAAGAGUACCUCUGGAAGGGAAGGCGAUAGAUCUGAAUCAGUUCGGAAGAGCAAGCGAGUGCCUAAGAGGCGCGUCCUUGAUGGAGAUUUUGGAGAUGAAGAAGAGGAUGAUGAGAUUCGGUAUCUGGAGAAACUGAAAAUAUCAAAGGUUGCUACAGUGUAUAGAGAUGAUGAUGAUGAUGAAUCAAGCAGGAAGCACAGAAAACUUUCUGCAGUUUCCAACAUUGAUAAUGCCGGUGCAUCAAGGUUGGAUAAAGACCUUAAAAGGAAGUCGAGAACUGAUAGAGUAUCUGGAGACACUGAUUAUGAGGAAGAACAAGAUUCAUUAUCUGAUGGGGAGCUUGAAGGUAAAAAGAAACAGAAGAAGGAAGCUGUUGAUUCUUUGAUGGAUGGUAAGAAGGAAAUGACUCUCACAACUCGUCAAAGGGCCCUUCAGUCAGGCAAAGAUGCCGCCCCUGGUUCAAGCUUAAUUGAGUUUCCUGACGGAUUACCACCUGCACCAUCUAGAAAGCAAAAGGAAAAACUUACAGAUGUGGAGCAGCAACUGAAGAAAGCUGAGGCUGCUCAGAGACGAAGAAUGCAGGUUGAGAAGGCUGCUAGAGAAUCAGAGGCUGAGGCUAUUAGAAAAAUUCUCGGUCAAGAUUCCAGCAGGAAGAAACGAGAAGACAAGAUAAAGAAGCGACAAGAAGAAAUUGCACAGGAGAGGGCUGCUAAUGCGUUGACACUUCCACCAAACACCAUCAGAACUGUGAUGGGCCCUGCGGGUACUAUAGUGACUUUCUCUAAAGACAUGGGUCUCCCUGGUUUAUUUGACGCGAAACCCUGCAGCUAUCCUCCUCAGCGUGAGAAUUGUGCGGGUCCAUCGUGUACCAAUCCAUACAAGUAUAGGGAUUCUACGUCAAAGCUUCCUCUUUGCAGUCUUAAGUGCUACAAGGCAAUCCAGGAAAAGACGGCGGUAGAAAAUACAUGCUAAUGUCUGCAACAAUCUUGUUCUAGCUUUGAAGUUGCAUGCCGCAGGGUGAGGCAACAUUCCAUUCUUUUCAAUAGCAUCUUUCGGCGAUGGCGGGGGAUGCUGAUGAUUCUACAGAGAGUAGUUGAUAACUAUUAAGUACAUAUUUAGGGGGUUUGUGGUAUAACAUUCUUAACUCAGAGUAGAGAUUUUUAUACAAGUACAGAUUGUUUAUCCGUUGCAAUAUAAUAUAAUAUAAUCCCCUUCCAUCUCAA